AACUCUGGGUGUUUUACACCGCAGGCGAAAUACGCAUCAUGUCGGAAAGCGCACGUAAGAUUUCCAAAUGAUCAUUGGUGUUUGACGCAACUUGUAGAAUGACAGCGAAGGCUGCACUUGUACAAGCACAGAAAGCCGGUGAAGAUGUCGGGCGAUGGUUACGAGUUGUACUACUGGCCAGGAAGUUUUGUGGGACCGGGACGGGCAGAGUUUGUCCGCCUCCUCUUCAUCGAAGCUGGUGUCCCGUUCAAGCAUAUAUCUGAAGGCAUAAUGGAGAUGUUUAAGCAGGCAGACCAAAAGUGGACAGGAUACCCAACUCUUGCUGUCCCGUUGUUAAAGAAAGGCAGCUUCGAGCUUUCCCAGACACCUGUAAUAUGCCGCUACCUGGGGAAGCAGUUCGGCCUGUACCCUGACAAUGAGGAAGACCAGUGGCAUGCCGAACAGAUCAACGCCACCGUGCACGACUACAUCGCCGAGGGUCGCCUUUCCUUUCACGGCAUCAAUCCCGUCGGCUCCUACUUCGGACAGGAGAAGGAAACACAACCGUAUAUAGACCGAUUCCUGGCAGAGAGACUCCCCAAGUAUAUGAAGCAUUUUGAGAAGAUUCUAGCAGCUAAUGACGGCGGAAAGGGGUAUGUUGUAGGGGGCAAGGUGACUUUUGCUGACCUUGGCCUUCUCCACGUGCUGAGGGCGACGGCUGCACAAUUCCCUGAAGCCUGGGCCGCAGUGGAUUAUGCCCCUUUGGUGAAGGCCUUCAAAGAUAGAAUGGAAGCGAGGCCGAAUCUAGCCGCAUACUUCAAAUCGGACAAGUGUAUUCCAUUUUCGGGCAAUAGUAUGAUGUAGAGAAAUUUAUGUUGGCCCUAUCACGGAUGCUGUCAGUGCUUUUAGGAGUCCCGUGUUAGGUUUUAUCCAGGUCAAACCAACCGAAGGGGUAUGGUCCCGAACCUGAUACUACUACAAGGAAUAUAUCAUAUAUACAUAUAUAUUUAGUCUGUUUGUGCAAACGAAUUGAAACUGAUUUCCGAAAUUUUAUAGAAAGGGGAUGUUUGAUUGAGCUGAUGUAUUCCCUCGCACAGAAAUCCACGUGCAGCCUGUGCUCAUCCUAUUCUUUCUCCGUGAUGCUAUAUCUGUUCUCAAGAUCACGUGAACCAAUCAAAUGUCAAUAUUAAGACACCAAUCAAAUCUUUACAUUCGCAUCGGUGAGAUAAUGCCGUUUUUAGCAGCAUAAUAAUAUGAAAUCCUGUUUUACAAAAUAUGUUAUUUUUAUGCUUUUGCUACUGCUGUUAAUAAAUUGUGCAAAAAAGUCAAA
This is a messenger RNA of Haliotis rubra (blacklip abalone), 1309 nucleotides long. Its product is annotated as glutathione S-transferase P 1-like. Lineage: Eukaryota; Metazoa; Mollusca; Gastropoda; Lepetellida; Haliotidae. Gene Ontology annotation, biological process: glutathione metabolic process. The record is from RefSeq and is a predicted model, not a curated record. Bases 145 to 843 code for a protein of 232 amino acids. Gene Ontology annotation, molecular function: glutathione transferase activity. The transcript is spliced from 5 exons.